AUCCGCGUGGCCAAGGAGGACCAGCACAAGACCGCGUUUCGCUCUCGAUUUGGACACUACGAGUUCACUGUCAUGCCUUUCGGCCUCCGUAACGGUCCUGCCACCUUCCAGAUGGCUAUGAACACGAUGUUCCAGGACCUUCUCGAGGACUUUGUUCUAGUCUACAUUGAUGACAUUCUGAUCUACAGUCGUACCUUAGAGGAGCAUAUGACCCACCUCCGCACUGUCCUCCAGCGAUUACGCGACCACGGAUUCUAUGCGAAGCUCUCCAAAUGCGCCUUCGCUCAAUCCAAGGUCGACUUUCUAGGACAUCAGGUCUCCGAGCAUGGACUCCACAUGGACGACUCGAAGAUCCAGGCUAUCGUCGAUUGGCCUACACUUACUUCUCUUCCUGCGCUACGUAGUUUCCUGGGGUUGACCAACUACUACGGUCAUUUUCUUAAAAACUACGCGCAGUACUCUUCACAGCUGACUCCUCUGACCCGCGGACGUCUACCCUUCCAUUGGACCCCAGCUCAUGAGGAUGCCUUUCGCUCUCUGAAGCGACUUGUCACGUCAGCCCCUGUCCUACACCUACCCGACUACUCCUGCCCAUUCAUCGUCACCACCGACGCGUCCGACUUUGCCAUAGGAGCUGUCCUCUCCCAGAUUUACCCAGGCCCUUCUACUUCUCCCGACCCCACAGAGUCUCGUCUCGCUCGCAUUCCUCGCUUUCCCCGCCCACCCCCAGCGACUGCGGCUCGACUUGCACCUAUCGAGCCCACCCCCUCAGGGGCUCCACCUCCCUACACCCCUGACGUCGCUGAUGACGGCACAGUCGAGUCUCGCGAUGGAGAGUGCCUGGUUGCUUAUCUAUCUCGACAGCUACAUCCUGCUGAGCGUAACUACACUGCUGACGAGCGUGAGGUCCUCGCGCUGGUUUACGCUGUUAAGAAGUGGCGUCAUCACUUACACGGUCACACAUUCACCGUCCUGACGGACAACUCUGUCCUCCCCGCUUUCCAGACGAAGCCGAAGCUUACCCCUCGCUAGGCUCGUUGGUGGCGUGAUCUCGCAGAGUUCGACUUUACCAUCA
Messenger RNA from Chara braunii, 1075 nucleotides. NCBI's taxonomy places the organism in Eukaryota, Viridiplantae, Streptophyta, Charophyceae, Charales, Characeae. The record is from the annotation of a GenBank genome assembly.